AUGACUACUGAAACUGAAUUAAUAUUUUCUCCGGAACGAACAUCAAAUAAUUCAUUUCAUAUAUUUUCUAGUAAAAAAACAAGUCGUCGAGGAGCAGCACUACAUCAACCACCAAAACCUGUCUCAUGUCGUGUUUUUCGAUAUUUUACUCCAGCUGCUGCUAUUAAACCAUCAAAUGCUGUUUCAGUUAGUACAGAUUCUUAUGGUGUUGUAUUAGAAAGUCCAUUUUAUACUAAAUCAAAUACAUCAACAUAUUGGGAUCAAUGUUUCGAACAUGUUGAAUGUAUUGGUCGUGGAUCAUUUGCUGAAGUUUAUAAAGUUCGUAAUAAAGAUGAUAAUCAAUUAUAUGCUAUUAAACGUUCAUUAACUAAAUUUCGUGGUAAAUCUGAUCGUGAUCAGAAAUUAAAAGAAGUUCGUUUUCAUGAAGCACUUGCU
Messenger RNA from Adineta steineri, 435 nucleotides. Lineage: Eukaryota; Metazoa; Rotifera; Eurotatoria; Adinetida; Adinetidae. The record is from the annotation of a GenBank genome assembly.